Messenger RNA from Eucalyptus grandis, 1865 nucleotides. Its product is annotated as probable ADP-ribosylation factor GTPase-activating protein AGD11. Bases 505 to 1701 code for a protein of 398 amino acids. The transcript is spliced from 10 exons. The record is from RefSeq and is a predicted model, not a curated record. Gene Ontology annotation, molecular function: GTPase activator activity; phospholipid binding. Lineage: Eukaryota; Viridiplantae; Streptophyta; Magnoliopsida; Myrtales; Myrtaceae.
AUCAGAAACAGACAUUGAAUAAGGAAAAAGAAAAAAAGAGAGAAGAAAGACAAGGAAAAAGCCACCAUUUUUCCCGGAUUCGGCUAUCGUAUCCGUCAUCAUUGCCCUGAGUUGUUUCUUCUGCUCGCUUGAUUCUAAUAAUUCCAGCCCAAACAUAUAAAGGGUCAAUGCCCUAUCCGCACCCAAUUGGUUCUUGAUGAUAUCAUUAUUUAGCUCCUAAGAAUUUUCAGAUUUCUUUCCUCCUCAUUUUUUAACUCCAGCCGGCUUCUGGGUUUCUUUCUCUUUUUGGGUGGACAUAUUUGGGUUCUCUUUUGCCUUCUUCCCCGGUCCAAUUGUUCUUGAGCAUCAAUGAAGAUGAUGAAUUUCCGUCGAGAUUGCAUCAGUCUCGACGGGUUCUGAGAGGAUCAUCUAUAUUUCUGAGGACCCUUUUUAAAAGAGAAGAAGCUGAUUGUAUGGAAAUAUUCAGAUUAUAGCAAAUAUUGUUUCGUAUGUUGGAUUCUAUGUAUGGAAGCUGACAUGUCUAUUCAGCAAGAUAAUUCCGGUUCCGGCGAUGUCUCAGGGACGGGGUCUUGCCUCUUUGAUCUCUUGCGUGCGGAAAACCCUGGUUGGGGAAACACAAGUGACAAAAAGACAUCUUAUUCCGAAGCACAGCAAAGGCUGGAGAAACUAAUGUCACAGCCUGGUAAUGAGUUCUGUGCAGAUUGUGGCUCCCCAGAUCCAAAAUGGGUAUCUUUGACUCUAGGAGCAUUUAUAUGUAUUAAGUGCUCCGGUGUUCACAGAGGCCUUGGAGUGCACAUUUCAAAGGUUCUAUCAGUAAAACUAGAUGAGUGGACAGAUGAGCAAGUCGAAGCAUUAGUCGUGAGGGGUGGAAACACUGCAGUAAACCUGAAGUAUGAAGCUUGCAUUCCGGGUAACCUCAGAAAACCAAAAGCGGAUUCCUCGAUAGAGGAGCGGUCUGAUUUUAUUAGGAGGAAAUAUGAGCUGCUCCAAUUUUUAAACUCUCCUGAACAGAUGAGCUGCCCCUUCCCAUCAUCUAAUAAUCGAUACCCAUCGUCGUCCCAAAGUAGCUCUUCUAGCAGUAGCGCUAAUCAAGAGAAGAGACAGUUUGAAAAACAACCAACGAAGCAUCGGAUUGGACAGGCAUUUCGUAACAGCUGGGGAAGGAGGGAGAACGACCAUAAGGCCUACAAGAAGAAAUGCUCAUCAGCGGGAAUGGUUGAAUUUGUUGGUCUAAUAAAGGUCAACGUGGUAAGAGGCACCAACCUAGUUAUUCGGGAUGUGAUGACCAGUGACCCUUAUGUGAUCCUUGCUUUGGGGCACCAGUCAGUGAAAACGCGUGUUAUAAAGAACAACCUGAAUCCAGUGUGGAAUGAGAAGCUGAUGCUGUCUAUUCCGGAAAGUGUCCCUCCUUUAAAAGUGCUCGUGUAUGACAAGGACACAUUCAAGCAGGAUGAUUUUAUGGGAGAGGCCGAGAUAGAUAUUCAGCCCCUACUGUCUGCCGCCAAAGCAUAUGAAAGCUCCACCAUUGACGAGUCAAUGCAGCUGGGGAAAUGGGUCGCAAGCAGAGAUAAUACCCUAGUGAAAGAUGGUGUCAUCAGCUUAAUGGAUGGUAAAGUAAAACAGGAUAUAACUUUGAGAUUGAAGAAUGUGGAGCGGGGAGAGCUUGAUAUUGAGCUUGAAUGUGUUCCCCUCACUCAGUAGCUUGAAAUUAGUCCGACUGGUUUAUAGUGAUACAAGUGUAAUAGAGUUUCACAUUGUUUGGUACAUAUACUACUAGGGUUUUUUUGUUCAUUGCUUGGAAGAAUUCGUUUGAAUGUUUGUUGGUGAUUGAGAUUAGAAGCCACAAAUUGAGUUGGUUUUCCAAA